Messenger RNA from Microthlaspi erraticum, 1491 nucleotides. The record is from the annotation of a GenBank genome assembly. NCBI's taxonomy places the organism in Eukaryota, Viridiplantae, Streptophyta, Magnoliopsida, Brassicales, Brassicaceae.
AUGGCUUCGGAAACAACCCAACAAUCUUAUCCUUCUCUUCACUUUGUUCUCUUCCCUUUCAUGGCUCAAGGCCACAUGAUCCCUAUGGUCGAUAUUGCAAGGCUCCUGGCUCAACGCGGCGUGACUAUAACCAUUGUCACGACGCCUCACAAUGCAAACCGGUUCAAGAACGUUCUUAACCGAGCCAUCCAGUCCGGCUUACCCAUCAAUCUUGUGCAAUUGAAGUUUCCAUCUCAAGAAUCAGAUUCACUAUUAGGACAUGAGAAUUUAGACUUGCUCGAUUCAUUGGGGGCGAGGAUAUCCUUCUUCAAAGCAACUAGUAUGUUUGAGGAACCGGUGGAGAAGCUCUUGAAAGAGAUUGAGCCUAGGCCAAGCUGCAUAAUCGCCGACAUGUGUUUGCCUUACACGAACAAAAUCGCCAAGAACUUUGGUAUACCAAAGAUCAUCUUUCAUGGCAUGUGUUGCUUCAGUCUUCUUUGUACGCACAUCAUGCGCCAAAACUAUGAGUUUUUGGAAACUAUAAAAUCUGACAGCGAGUACUUCUCCAUUCCAAACUUUCCUGACAGAGCUGAGUUCACAAAAUCUCAGCUUCCUUUGGUCGUAGUUAAUGUUGGAGAUAGGAAAGAACUGCUUGACAGAAUGACAGAAGGGGACAACACUUCUUAUGGUGUGAUAGUCAACACGUUUGAAGAGCUCGAACCAGCUUAUGUUAGAGACUACAAGAAAGUUAAGGCAGGUAAGGUAUGGUCCAUUGGACCCGUUUCCUUGUGCAAUAAGGUAGGAGAAGAUAAAGCUGAGAGGGGAAACAAAUCAGACAUUGAUCAAAGCGAGUGCCUUAAUUGGCUUGAUUCUAAAGAAGAAGGGUCGGUGCUAUAUGUUUGCCUAGGAAGUAUAUGCAAUCUUCCUCUGUCUCAGCUCAAAGAGCUUGGACUAGGUCUCGAGGAAUCCCAAAGACCUUUCGUUUGGGUCAUAAGAGGUUGGCAAAAGUAUAGCGAGUUAUGUAAGUGGAUCUCAGAGAGCGGUUUUAAAGAAAGAAUCAAAGAAAGAGGCCUUCUCAUAAGAGGAUGGUCCCCUCAAAUGCUUAUCCUUUCACAUCCUUCCGUUGGGGGGUUCUUAACGCACUGUGGAUGGAACUCAACUCUUGAAGGAAUCACCUCGGCCGUUCCAUUGCUCACAUGGCCGCUAUUCGCAGAUCAAUUCUGUAAUGAAAAAUUGGCAGUGAAUGUACUAAAAGUUGGAGUGAGAGUUGGAGUUGAAGAUCCCAUGAGGUUGGGAGAAGAGGAGAAAAUAGGAAUAUUGGUGGAUAAAGAAGGAGUGAAAAAGGCAGUUGAAGAAUUGAUGGGUGAUAGUAACGAAGCUAGGGAGAGAAGAGAAAGAGUCAAAGAGCUUGGAGAAUUAGCUCACAAGGCUGUGGAGGAAGGAGGCUCUUCUCAUUCUAACAUCACAUUGCUCUUACAAGACAUAAUGCAACUAGCACAAAUUAAGAAUUGA